GUCUUCCCACAAAAGCGACGGCAAACAGCGGCGGUCUAUUCAAAACAAAAUCUUCGGAUUCUUUAUAAAUGUCGUUUUCAAAAGCACCUGUCAAGCGUUUUAAUGAUGUUUCAGGUUGCGCUCCACCUGUUGGAGCAUAUGAUCCUAAAGAGGAAAGAAAUCUGAAAGGAGCAUACAUCGAGAAAUCAGAUCGCUUCAAACAUCCAAAAGAUGUUGCUCCUAAUUCUGAUUACAUGGAAUACUUCCAUCAUUCUCAGCUGACUUCCAGCACUCCCAGAAAAUGUGGCUCCGCAAACAGUUCCUCAUCUUCUGAGUCAUCCAACAGAAGUGUAGCAAGGAAGUCAACACAUUUCAGUGAUCAUACUGGACGUAUUAAAGACCUUGAACUGGAGCUCCGGAGACUUCUGCAUGUAAAGGGAGAACAGGAUCGCGAGCUGCGGCAGCUGCGUGAAAAGUGUCAGAAUCUUGAAGGACGACUAAAUAAUGCCGAUGUCGAUCACACACUGUGCCUUGCUCAUGCAGCCACUUUGGAGGCAGAAACUAAGGAGGCAAAGUCACAGCUGAAGGUUUUACAAAUGCAGUUGCCUGUCCAGAUGCAACAGAAGCAUGAAAAACUUGUACAGAGUCUGAGGCAAGAACAUGAAGCAAAAUCCAAGGAACUUCGGCAAGAGCUAGAAGCAGUUAAGAAAAGCAUGACCACGCACAGCAGAAAAAUGCAGAAGGCACAACAGGAAGUGGACAUCCUUCAGCAAAUGCUGCAAAAAAGCCAAGAGGCCUGCAGCUCUUGCGAACAGAAGCUGCAGGCACUGCAAGAAGAGAGCAGCAAGACACAGCAACAGAUGCACAGCCUUCAGUUAGAGAGGGAGAGGCUGCAGCAAGCCCUGGCACAGCAAGGAGAUGUGUGCGCUGUGACAGAACAGCGGCUACAAGCUGCAUUACAAGCACGAGACCAGGGGGAGAAGCAGAUGGAGCAGGCACAGCAGAAGUGUUAUGAUCUGCAGCAGCAGUUGCAGCAGAUGCAAGAGAACCACAGCAAGCUUCAAGAGCAGUUGCAAGAAGAGCUGCACAGCACAAAGGAAAACUUGGCUAAACUGCAGCAAAGUGGUAUUUCUGUGGAAGAGGAAAGCAAGAAUUUGAAACUGGCCAAAAAGGACCUUGAAGUGCGUGGGGACCUUAUGUUCGAUGCUAUUAGGUCUCUCAAGGAAGAAGCAUACAGUGAGUCUGAUGUCAUGAAGCAGCAGCUUUUUGAGGAGUUGGCUGAGAAUGCUCUGUUAAAGGAGCACAUAGAGCAGCUAGAACAAGAAAAUAAGCUGCUAAAUGAAACCAUUCAGUCACUGACAGUAAAGCAUGAAGUUCUGGAAGAAAAGCUUGCUUCCCAAGAAGUUCAGGAAGAAAAAACCUGUUCACAGCUCAAAAUGCAAGUUAAUGUAUUGCAACAAAAUUUACAAACUCUUCAGGAUGAACUGGAGUGCACAAAACUGACGAACAAAGAUUUAGUUCAAAGCCUGACACAGCUGAAGGAUGAACUAUCAUGUACAAAAAGUCGUGAGCAUGGCAAAGAAAAGGAGCUGGAAGUUCUAAGCCAUGCUAAACUUGACCUGGAAGCAGCCAUCAAAAGCCUCAUGGUGGAUCUCCAUGCUGUGCAACAAAGAGAAGAAGGAGCACAGAGUCAGGUGCUUCAUUUUCAGACACAGGUGCAGCAGCUCCAGGUCACAGAGCAGGAUCUCAAGAUGCAGCUAGAGCAGCAAGUGACCUUGGCUGACCAAGAACAAAACAAGCUGAAGGAUAAGUUGAAGAGAGCUACUGAAGAACGAACACAGCUG
Messenger RNA from Pomacea canaliculata, 1823 nucleotides. RefSeq names its product hyaluronan mediated motility receptor-like. Gene Ontology annotation, cellular component: membrane. The record is from RefSeq and is a predicted model, not a curated record. Gene Ontology annotation, molecular function: hyaluronic acid binding. NCBI's taxonomy places the organism in Eukaryota, Metazoa, Mollusca, Gastropoda, Architaenioglossa, Ampullariidae. The annotation marks the transcript as partial. The transcript is spliced from 12 exons.